Molecule: messenger RNA, 1578 nt
Organism: Diaporthe amygdali
Lineage: Eukaryota; Fungi; Ascomycota; Sordariomycetes; Diaporthales; Diaporthaceae
Exons: 1
Coding region: 1-1578 (525 amino acids)
Cellular component (GO): membrane
Source: RefSeq, a predicted model, not a curated record
AUGAAGACACUGUACAUGGACAGGGUUUACCCUAAAGCAUUCGAGAACCGGCACAGGCUCUCCGACCCAAAGGUGCGCAGGAGCAGGAUCGCCUUCUUCAAGGCGGCAGGCAAGAACUUCACUCUUCUGCAGGUCCUGUUUCUGGGGCUCUUCUGCUGGGUGUUUGCGGCCCUGUUCCAGCAGACCGACCACGCGCACAAGAUCACCGUCGCGCUCGUGGACUACGAUGGCGGGGCGGUCGGGUUGGCGCUGCGGGAGGCGUAUGCGAGGCUGGAGGGAAACGCAUUCCCGACUCUGGUUGAGCGGGACCCUGGAGUAUACUCGUCCCCGGCGGCGUUGGAGGAUGCCGUGUGCAGGACGGAAUACUGGGCUGCUCUCUAUGUCGCCCGGGGUUCGUCGGACAAGCUUCAGGCUGUGCUAAAUGGUGACUCGGAUGGGUCGCGGCUUGACAGGUCGGAUAUUCUUACUUACAUCUGGAACGAGGCGCGGUAUUCUUCCGUUGUCGACGCGGUCGUGUCCUCCAGCAUUCAGACUCUGGCAUCGGCCGCCAGGGUCGCCUAUACCACGGCGAAUGGGACGGGUGGCGUCCGGCAGCUGUCGACUCCGGAGGCUAUAUCUGUGUUUGCCGAGCCGUGGCAGCUAACGAGUAUCAACAUCCAGCCGACAACUCAAGGAUCCAGGGCUAUCUAUAAUACCCUGGUCAUUAUAUUUAUUCUGAUUCAGGAGUUCUUCUACCUGGGCACACUCAAUGGGCUCUACGUAGGGCACAAGCUGUAUGUCAGGGUCUCACCAAACCGGAUUGUCAUUGUGCGAGAUAUCAUCUCUAUACUAUACUGCCUGAUAGGGGCGUUGUGUACCACCGGGGCUAUCUGGGCUUUUCGAUCUGGUUGGGACGUGGAAGCCGGGCAGUUCAUGCUGAACUGGAUGACGCUGUGGCUCUUUGCGCACGUCAACUUCCUGCAGUUUGACAUAUUUACGAUCUGGCUCCCGCCGCCCUACAUCCCAAUGGCGCUCAUCUCAUGGGUGCUCUUCAACGUCACGUCUAUUCUCCUCCCCUUCGAGCUGUCCCCGGGCUUCUUCCGGAUUGGCUACGCUGCUCCGGCGCACGAGGUCUACCAAGUGCUUAUCGACAUCUGGUCGCGGGGUUGCAACCCCCAGCUCUACUACGCACUCCCCAUUCUUUUCGCGUGGUGGGUUUGGGGCUUGGUUGUAAGUGCCCUGGGAGUCUACCGGCGCUGCCACUACGCGGUCAUUCAAGAGGACAAAGAGGCUCAGCAAUUCCAGGAGCGGCUGGAGGCCGCAGUGCAGUUCGAGCGACAGAGAGACAUAAGAUCCAAGAGAGAGAGCACGACUGUAUCACCUGAUGCUCUCGCUGUUACGGAUGUGUCUGAGGAGAAGCGGGCAAGCGGCGCAGAAGCCAACGAUCCAGGGUUGCGCGAACAGCUCGCCGGGGCGAUUCGUCGGCAGGAAAGCCGCGCGAAGCAUGAACGAGGCAGGGAGAGCAGGGCCUGCAGUUUCGGCCCUGCGUUUAGUCUGCCAUUUCCCGACUCUGCGGGAUCGGAGUCAGACGGGGCGUGA